This is a messenger RNA of Aquila chrysaetos chrysaetos, 3787 nucleotides long. RefSeq names its product corticotropin releasing hormone receptor 1 (gene CRHR1). Gene Ontology annotation, cellular component: neuron projection; plasma membrane. The transcript is spliced from 13 exons. Gene Ontology annotation, molecular function: corticotrophin-releasing factor receptor activity; G protein-coupled peptide receptor activity; corticotropin-releasing hormone receptor activity. Lineage: Eukaryota; Metazoa; Chordata; Aves; Accipitriformes; Accipitridae. The record is from RefSeq and is a predicted model, not a curated record. Gene Ontology annotation, biological process: adenylate cyclase-activating G protein-coupled receptor signaling pathway; cell surface receptor signaling pathway. The coding region runs from base 260 to 1513 and encodes 417 amino acids.
GUAGCCCAUCGCCAGGCGAGCUGGAAGGUGGGAAGGCAGAGGACCGGCUCCGAGGGAGGUUAUAAAAGGCAGGAACGGGUCGCUGAGCAAAGGGGAGGGCGAAAGGUACCUGCCGCCUCCGAGCAGCCCCACCGGGACUCGGAGACGCUCCUUCACACGAAGCCCAGAGGAUUUUAUCCCCGACGGCAGAAGGAGCCCAGCAGGAGUGGGGACCGCUGCCAACCAUGCCCCGGAGAGCUGGGCACAGUGGGAGUUAAGGAUGGUGCCCAGCCUGCGUCCUGCCCUCCUCCUCCUCCUGCAGGCAUUUCUCCUCUGGGAUAGCCCAGUUGCAGCCUCCAUCCAAGAGCAAUACUGCGAGAGCCUGCCGCCUGUCACCAACCACACGGGUCCCCAGUGCAACGCCUCGGUAGACCUGAUCGGCACGUGUUGGCCCCGGAGUGCGGUGGGACAGCUGGUAGCUCGCCCCUGCCCCGAAUAUUUUUAUGGCGUGCGGUACAACACCACGAAUAAUGGCUACAGGGAAUGCCUCGCUAACGGGAGCUGGGCAGCACGGGUCAACUAUUCCCAGUGCCAGGAGAUCCUCAGUGAAGAGAAGAAGAGCAAGCUGCACUACCACAUCGCCGUCAUCAUCAACUACCUGGGGCACUGUGUCUCGCUGGGGGCCCUCCUGGUGGCCUUCGUCCUCUUCAUGCGCCUGCGGAGCAUCCGGUGCCUGAGGAACAUCAUCCACUGGAACCUGAUCGCAGCCUUCAUCCUACGCAAUGCCACGUGGUUCGUGGUGCAGCUCACGAUGAACCCAGAGGUGCACGAGAGCAACGUGGUCUGGUGCCGCUUGGUCACUGCCGCCUACAAUUACUUCCACGUCACCAACUUUUUCUGGAUGUUCGGCGAGGGCUGCUACCUGCACACAGCCAUCGUGCUCACCUACUCCACGGAUAAGCUCCGCAAGUGGAUGUUCAUCUGCAUUGGCUGGUGUAUCCCCUUUCCCAUCAUCGUCGCCUGGGCCAUCGGGAAGCUGUACUACGACAACGAGAAGUGUUGGUUUGGGAAGCGAGCGGGAGUUUACACCGACUACAUUUACCAAGGCCCCAUGAUCCUGGUGCUUCUGAUCAACUUCAUCUUCCUGUUCAACAUCGUCCGAAUCCUCAUGACGAAGCUCCGAGCUUCAACCACGUCGGAGACAAUCCAGUACAGGAAAGCAGUCAAGGCCACGCUGGUGCUGCUGCCCUUGCUGGGAAUCACCUACAUGCUGUUCUUUGUCAACCCAGGGGAGGAUGAGAUCUCCAGGAUCGUCUUCAUAUACUUCAACUCCUUUCUGGAGUCCUUCCAGGGCUUCUUCGUCUCUGUCUUCUACUGCUUCCUGAACAGCGAGGUCCGAUCAGCUGUACGGAAGCGAUGGCACCGAUGGCAGGACAAGCACUCCAUCCGUGCCCGUGUGGCUCGGGCCAUGUCCAUCCCCACCUCCCCGACCCGCGUCAGCUUCCACAGCAUCAAGCAGUCCACGGCUGUCUGAGCCGGGAGCGAGCUGCUGUACGGGAUGGGGGAGCCAGCGUCCCCUCUGCGUGGGACCCCUGACAUGGCACAGCACGGGAGCCAGGUCUUGCCUGCACCCACCAGUCUGGCAGAAGGCGCACAAACUCGCUGCAGCUAUAGGAAACCCUACAGAAGCUCCUGUCCCGCUUGCUGGGGCAGAUCUGUAGGAUAGGACAGCUGAGAUGCUGCUUUGUCAUCUCCCUGGCAGCAGCGUGACCUGCUGGGGUGGCAGAAGGAGCCGGAGGAGCCCACAGAGGUUGCAGCAGUCUCCCUGCCUGCCUCCAUCCUGGGCAUGAUGUCCCAUGUCCCAUCGCUGCCUCUCUCGAGUUUGUCACUGCUUUGAGGUGACAGGACAGCAGGAUGUUGCUGGGAUAGCUUGUGGGGCUAAUCCCUUGGGAAGCUGGGUCAGCCUUCCAGUGACUGCAUGCUGGGAUGUUGCUGGGGGGCGACCAAAACUCUCUGGGGGAGCCAAAGCCCUCUGGGUUGACAGGGGAUAGAUGGAGAGCCCUGCGCUGAUUGCAGACCUUGCUUUAUGCGGCUGUGGUUUUGUACCACUGGGGUUAUUUGAGCCCUUCCCCUGCCCCUUGCUAGGUCCCUGGGACGUUCUGUAACUGCUGCUUGGUCUGACCAGGUCAUUUCUCAUCUCGACACUGAGGAUGUGAGGCAGAGCAAUGGGGUGGAAGAGGAGAGGGAACCAUGCAGGGAACGGGGAUGGGUCCCAGGUCCUCUGAACAGCCACACGGAGGGGCCUUGGUCUGAAGGGAGGCAUGAGGUUUAGUUAAUCCUGUGGUCCAGCCCAGCCCAGAUGGGUCUACAGGUCUUUACAAAGCCCCUGGACCUCAGGCUGACUCUGUGCCCCUGCUCGGGGGGUGGAAAGGCAAGGGAGCUCCCCGAAGGCAGCUACUGUGGGGACAUGCUGUGGCUUUGCUCUCCUCCUCCCUGCCCUACUUUAACCCAUGCGGGGGGGCUCAGUGCCAAAGCUGCUCCUUGCUGUUAUGCAGGGGACGGGGCCAAAUCAUUCCCACGCUGGGGUUAAGUGCCUUGGAGGAGUGGCAGCCUCCUUCCCCAUGCUGGGGACCUCAGAUCGUGCAGCUGCCAAGUCCCUGAUCCGACCCCAAUGCCCUGUUUUAUGUGGUCACCGAAAGCAGCUGAGCAGAGAGGUCCAUGCAAGGUGGAGGAUUUUGCCCUGACCUCCUCGGAGCCACGGUUUCCCUGUCCCAUGUGAGGUUUGGGGUUGCUCAGGCAAGGGGGGAUGCCAGAGGGGUUAUGGGCUGAGUCUGCUCUCUGCAUCCCAGGGAUUUUGGCACUGGGGCCAUACAGGGUCUGGUAUGAGUCCCUUCACACUUCUGUGCCUCAGUUUCCCUGCUACAAAGAACAGUCAUAAGUAUUUCCUGCCCUGGGGAGGUUUAAGCAUCUUUGAAAUUGUACUACUCUGUGAUUUCCUCAGGAUACACCACCAGAAAGGAAUAAAAUCUUUCUUUUUUUUGCUUUAAAGGGAGGCAUAGGCAAAAACCUCCAGGUUCUUUCUAUAAAUAUUUGAGAAGUUCAGUAGUUUGAAGCAAAUUCCUCCCAUUUCCCUCCCACUGAGAUUUCCUACCUACAUGACUACUGUGCAGCCAAAACCAGAAAUACCCCAUUGCCUCCCAUAACGUGCUGGGAGCAGCAACAGCUCCCAGUAUGAUGGAGUGACAAGGACCAUACCCGGCACGUGGGGCAAGUUUUGGUCCUUGUACAAGCUCGUCCAUCACCAACAGUCCCAGAAACUGCCUCUUAUCCAAUAUACGGGUGAGAAAAAGACCCCCAGAGUUAUGCAAUGGGAAAAGUGGCAGCUCCCAGCUUUACAGACGCUUUCUGCUGAUGUCCUAAAAGGAACAGACUUGUGUGUCCCCACCGUGGGUCAGUUUGAUUUCUCUGCCAGGUGCUUUGGCAGGAGCUAAUAAAGAUCUGGUGGCUACAGAGAAGGGGAAAUGCCCCAGGGAGCUUUUUUCAUCAUACAUACAAGUGAUGUUACCAAAAGGUGAUGUGCUACGUGUUCAAUUUGGAUUUUUCUAAAGCGGGCUCAUUUUUGGUGGAAAAGAAGCUGGAAAUUGAAAAACCAAAGAAAGAAACCCAAACAGAAGCAUCUGUAUUCACAUCACUUUUUUUUUCCUUCUCCUCUUGGCGGUCUGCUCCGACUGACAUGACUUUGCUUUCCGUAGCUGGAGAAGUGUGUGUAUUCUCAGCCUUGUUUGAUUAAAAUUACUUCAAUUCCUCA